Molecule: messenger RNA, 309 nt
Organism: Caenorhabditis remanei
Lineage: Eukaryota; Metazoa; Nematoda; Chromadorea; Rhabditida; Rhabditidae
Exons: 1
Coding region: 1-309 (102 amino acids)
Source: RefSeq, a predicted model, not a curated record
AUGGUAUUUGCAGUCUCCAAAAUGGCAGACGUGUCCCUUGGUGAUUAUGUAUCCAGUUGGACUACUAACUUGAACAGAAAUGAUGCCGGCUUCAUGGUCGACCAAGAAGUCUUCGACUUCUGCAAGACGGUUUUGGUCGGAUCGAUCAGAUGGCAUGAGCGAAUAGAAAAGCGACACAUCCUUGUGCCUCAAGGCAAAGAGGAUCAAGUUGGCUUAAGUCUGAACUGUUUUCACAUGAUUCUUCCAGUAGAUGGUAGAAGUCGAGAGACCGAUGAAGGAGGCGAGAAGAAGAAGGAGAAUAGUUGGUGA